This is a messenger RNA of Laccaria bicolor S238N-H82, 498 nucleotides long. RefSeq lists its product as uncharacterized. The transcript has 8 exons. Lineage: Eukaryota; Fungi; Basidiomycota; Agaricomycetes; Agaricales; Hydnangiaceae. The record is from RefSeq and is a predicted model, not a curated record. Bases 1 to 498 code for a protein of 165 amino acids.
AUGUAUCUUCUUGUCUUCAAAUCCGUUACUUCCGUUCAAAUCACCUUGACCAGAUACAGAGCGUACGCUUUUGUAAGAAACAACCUGAAGGAUUGCGUACUCUUGUACGCGGUGCGCAACGAGCUUGCUGAUCGCCCACACGGCGUACUUGAUCUCAUGAUGAGUGUUUGGCGCGCAUCAGGACAUAUGUACGGUUUGUGUGAGAGUUCGAACAGCAUUGUCCCCGAUUUCGGGACCAUGAGAUAUCGAUCACCAAGACGAUCUGCGUCCGGUCCGCUGGCCACCCUUAAAGUUUUCGUGGGAGGGAAAGGCAUCCAAAAAAGCAAACGCGUCGUUGAUACACCGCUUGAUCAUCUAUCGAUUGGAGAAUUUUCGCUGGAGGAAGUUCAUGAACCGUCGACACUGGCAAUCUUUAUCAUCACUACUUACCUCAAUUACAACGAAAUCACAAUUCUAAAGAGCCGAUUCGCUACCCCGGCGCUCAAGCUCGAGCGGUGA